This is a messenger RNA of Diplodia corticola, 1932 nucleotides long. Its product is annotated as class e vacuolar protein-sorting machinery protein hse1. Gene Ontology annotation, cellular component: ESCRT-0 complex. Gene Ontology annotation, biological process: protein transport to vacuole involved in ubiquitin-dependent protein catabolic process via the multivesicular body sorting pathway. The transcript is spliced from 7 exons. Gene Ontology annotation, molecular function: phosphatidylinositol binding; ubiquitin binding. The coding region runs from base 1 to 1932 and encodes 643 amino acids. NCBI's taxonomy places the organism in Eukaryota, Fungi, Ascomycota, Dothideomycetes, Botryosphaeriales, Botryosphaeriaceae. The record is from RefSeq and is a predicted model, not a curated record.
AUGUUCCGCGCGCAGGCGAACCAGUUUGACGACGUAGUCGUGCGAGCUACGGAUGAGAACCUCACGAGCGAGAACUGGGAAUACAUACUCGACGUCUGCGACAAGGUCGGCGCGAGCGAUAGCGGGGCGAAGGAUGUCGUUGCUGCCUUGAUCAAGCGCAUGGCGCAUCGCAACGCCAAUGUCCAGCUAUACACCCUUGAGCUGGCGAACGCAUUGUCGCAGAACUGCGGCCUGAAGAUACACAAGGAGCUGGCCUCGCGGAGCUUCACCGACGCCCUUCUACGUUUGGCAAAUGACCGGAACACACACCAACAGGUCAAGGCGAAGAUUCUGGAGCGCAUGGGCGAGUGGACCGAGAUGUUCGCCAAGGACCCUGAUCUCGGAAUCAUGGAACAGGCUUACAUGAGGCUUAAGACACAAAAUCCCAACCUGCGACCCCCAUCGAAGCCCCAGAAGACCCAGAUCACAGACUCGGACCGCCAGAAGGAAGAGGAAGAGCUACAGAUGGCUUUGGCCCUCUCGGUCAAGGAAAGCGGAACUGAGCCGUCCGCUGCCAGGUCCAACCAGCCGCAAGCAAGCGCUCCGCAACAACCCGCCCCGGAACAAGAGCAGCACCAAGCCAUUGCGUCCGGAACCACAGCAGCCACUGUCUCCCGUGUUCGAGCCCUCUAUGACUUCACGCCCUCGGAGCCCGGUGAGCUGGCCUUCCGCAAGGGCGACAUUAUUGCAGUCCUGGAAUCUGUGUACAAGGACUGGUGGAAAGGCUCUCUGCGCGGACAGACGGGUAUCUUCCCUCUGAACUACGUCGAAAAGCUGCAGGACCCUACGAAAGAGGAGCUGGAGAGAGAAGCUCAGAUGGAGGCCGAGGUAUUUGCGGAGAUCAAGAACGUCGAGAAGUUGCUGGCUCUGUUGAGCACUAGCUCGAGUGCCGAUGCAAGGGACAACGAGGAGAUCACUUCACUGUACCACAAGACUGUGUCGAUACGGCCGAAGUUGAUCGAGCUCAUUGGCAAAUACUCGCAAAAGAAGGACGACUUUACGCAGCUGAACGAGAAGUUCAUCAAGGCACGUCGCGACUACGAAACUCUUCUUGAAGCCUCGAUGUCGCAACCAGCACAGCCCGGGUACGGUCGCCAACCCUACGGCUAUGGCGCUGGCGCCCCUCCGCCUCAGAGUGCUCCAUACGGUGGCUAUCCUCCGCAAGGGCCUCCUCCCCAGGAACGGUAUUACUCACCCACUCCCGCAGCAGACCAAGGUUACGGGUAUCCUCCUCAGAACGGGCCCCAGCCCUUUAUGAUGGCCCAGCCCGGACAGGCACCUCCUUCUGCACAAGUCGCUAGCCCUAAACCAGCAAAUGGAGACCUUUCUUAUGUUCCGCAGCGCGUGCCUGUUGGUGGGCGGCCCACAUCUAUGGCAUUUCCCCAGGAAAUGGCGGCCAACAGCCCAGUUGAUGCCAGGCCGCCUCCACAGCAGGGCUACAACGCUUACCCUCCACAACCCAACCAAGCCCCUCCCGGCGUGCCUACAGACCCGGCUUCUGCACCAGGCUACCCACCCCAGCCGCAAGCCAACCGCCAAUCCUCGUACGACUCACCAUCCUCAGCCUACCCGCCCCAGCCUCCACAGGGACCGUCGGACCCGUACAUCCAGCAGCAACCGCCGCAACACCAGCACCAGCAGUCACUGCCCGGUGCGUACCCGCCGUCCGGCAACACGCCGCCGCCCGGCCAGAGCCCGUACAUAGCGUUCAACCAGAGCACGGUGACGCUGCCUCCGGCCGGCGGUCCCAGCGCACCGCCGCCAGGCGCCGGCGGUGGCUACCAGGCUUACAACCCCAAUGCGGGCGCGGCACCGGCGCAGAGGUGGGGACAGCCGCCUGCGGCUAUGGCGGGCGGAGGCGCGAGGGAUGAUGCGGAUGGAUUCUAUCGUUGA